Messenger RNA from Schizosaccharomyces cryophilus OY26, 2480 nucleotides. RefSeq names its product AGC/PKA protein kinase Pka1. The transcript has a single exon. The record is from RefSeq and is a predicted model, not a curated record. Gene Ontology annotation, cellular component: nucleus; cAMP-dependent protein kinase complex. Gene Ontology annotation, molecular function: ATP binding; cAMP-dependent protein kinase activity. Gene Ontology annotation, biological process: peptidyl-serine phosphorylation. Bases 477 to 1931 code for a protein of 484 amino acids. Lineage: Eukaryota; Fungi; Ascomycota; Schizosaccharomycetes; Schizosaccharomycetales; Schizosaccharomycetaceae.
GCUUCACUUGCCCUCUGCAAAACACAAGUUCUAAGAAAGCAUUCUUAAAAACGAAGAGAGACUAUUUGUGGAGGAGUUAAUUUCUGCAAUAUUGCAGGGGAAAUAGAAAGCACGAAGCAAAUAAGGUAGAAUAAAGAUUACAGUCAGUAGUAUCGAGUUAUCUUGUUUGUCUUCCAAUCAACGGGCUUCUUUGAGGAUAAAGUACGUUGAAUUUGCUGUUUUAUUACAGAAUAAAAAAAGGGAUUCAUCUCUUCAGCAUUCGGUUACUUUCAAAACAAUUGGAAGGAAAAAAGUGGAUCGUUUGGACUUUAAACUAUCAUCGGAAAAUUACUGAGUUUAUCGAUAAACUUUGGUUCUUCAUUGUCUUGUAAAUUUCAAGACUUUUACUGUGUUUGUGUCUUAUAGUAACACCUAUCAUCUUAUCUUAUUUUAUAAAUUUUCCUUUUCAUUAGGAAAUAUAUUCAGUGUGUUUUAAAAUGCAGACUGCAGCAUAUCCUGCAUCAUCUACCGAUCAAACUAGCAAAGUGGAUGGCUACAUGGAUCGGCAACCCGACGGUACCCCCAAAUCUCCGCCUCAAGAGCAAAAAAAUAAUGGUUCAGAGCAAGAAGAGCAAAAGUCUGUGGAAAAAACAAAUUCUUCGUCUAAUGUCUAUUCAUCUGGUAUUCCUGCCGCUUUAGACGAAGCAACUAUGAGCCAGCCAGCGCCAUCAGCUUCAGAGGGACCUCAAGUAGAGUCCAUGCAAUCUAUGCAAGAAGCCGGAUCUGCGGAACAACAACAGCCUUCAUUUUCCACGGAUAAGCCAGCCCCUUCGUCUAGUGAAGCCAGUUCUCGGAGUACUGAGACUCAGCAAUACAGAAAUACCGGAAGAAGCGCCGACAACUUUCGAGAUCGCCAACUUCGCAAGGCACGCCUUGUACAGUUACUUGAUCUACAGAGAAAACGAAUCCGUCCUGCGGACCAUACAACCAAGGGUCGCUAUGGAAUCCAAGAUUUUGAUUGUCUGCAAACCUUAGGUACAGGAUCGUUCGGCAGAGUACAUUUGGUUCAAUCCAAACACAAUCGGUUGUUCUACGCUAUUAAAGUUUUGGAAAAACGAAAAGUGGUUGACAUGAAGCAAGUUGAACAUACUUGCGACGAGCGCCAUAUUCUUUCUAGAGUUCAGCAUCCUUUUAUCACAAUUUUGUGGGGAACGUUCCAAGACGCUAAGAAUUUAUUCAUGGUCAUGGAUUUUGCGGAAGGUGGUGAGUUGUUUUCCCUUCUUAGAAAAUGUCAUCGUUUUCCGGAGAAGGUUGCGAAGUUUUAUGCAGCCGAAGUUAUUUUGGCUUUAGAUUAUUUGCAUCAUAACCAAAUCGUAUAUCGUGACUUAAAGCCUGAAAAUCUUUUACUCGAUCGAUUUGGACAUUUAAAAAUUGUCGACUUUGGCUUUGCGAAACGUGUUUCUACCAAUAAUUGCUUUACGCUGUGUGGAACCCCGGAUUACUUGGCUCCUGAAAUUAUUUCUUUGAAACCCUAUAACAAAGCUGCUGACUGGUGGUCCUUGGGUAUUUUCAUAUUCGAAAUGCUUGCUGGUUACCCUCCCUUUUAUUCGGAGAAUCCAAUGAAACUUUAUGAGAAUAUCCUUGAAGGUAAUAUCUCCUAUCCCCAAUAUUUUUCCUCGUCUAGCAUUGACCUUAUGAAUCAUCUUCUUCAAAGAGAUAUUACUAAUCGGUAUGGAAACCUUAAAGAUGGAAGUAUGGAUAUAAUUAUGCAUCCUUGGUUCCGAGACAUCAGUUGGGACAAGAUUUUGACUCGUAAAAUUGAAGUUCCUUAUGUACCUCCAAUCCGUGCUGGCAUGGGUGAUUCGAGUCAAUUUGAGGCUUAUGCUACUGGUCCCACGAAUUAUGGUGGCACUGAGAAUCCAGAAUUCACGGAUAUUUUCCAAGAUUUUUAAACUGUUGUGAAAGACUCAGAAAACCGUUGGUAUUUAUUCCUAUCUUUGACAACCGUACAUAGGAUAAAUCGUGAAUUAUUAUGUAUGAUUUUGUAUGAUUUUGUUAUGUUAUUUUGGAAUCCAUAACUUUUUGAUUUUUCUUACUGCUUUUUUGAGUUCUAUUAUUGCUGAGUUUUCCACUAAUUCGUCCUCAUCUUAAAAUAUUUAUUAAUUGUGGUAUCGUGUGAAUAUACCUUGUCAUAUGAUCUAUUUUGGACGAGAUCUUUGAAAAAGAAAAUGCUGAUGUUAUGCGUUUUUAGUUCAAGAAAUAAAAAGUGUUAGUCUUUUUUUCCUAUAUUUUUCUUUUACAGUUUUGAUUUCUAUGAUGCGGUUUAGCUUGCUCUGUAUCAAUCCUAAUGAAAGAAUCCCAGCUUUUUAUUUGCAAGUAAUACCUACAAUUCAGCAAAAUUUAUAUGCUAUUUCUAUUGUGCUUUGACUAAAGUAGUAAUUCACGUUUUAAUUUAAUUUCAUUAUUCAUGUCACAUCCCGUAAUGAAAUGGUUAUUAUAGG